Molecule: messenger RNA, 1916 nt
Organism: Colossoma macropomum (tambaqui)
Lineage: Eukaryota; Metazoa; Chordata; Actinopteri; Characiformes; Serrasalmidae
Product: E3 ubiquitin-protein ligase Hakai
Exons: 6
Coding region: 1-1557 (518 amino acids)
Biological process (GO): protein ubiquitination; regulation of cell adhesion
Molecular function (GO): ubiquitin protein ligase activity
Source: RefSeq, a predicted model, not a curated record
AUGCGUAUUCCCUGCGCAACAAUGAUCGCAACAAGACAGGGGAUGCGUCCCGCCUACGCAGGCUGGAGGCGAGUGUCCCAGAAUGCAGAGCGAGAAGUCAUGGACCAAAAUGACAAUGAUCUACAGGGAACUGAUGGUUCAGGGAUUCUUGGCGGUCAAGGCGUUCGGCGACGGAUUCCCAUCAAGUUACUGUCCAAACAGACUAUAAGAAGCAAGCCUGCUGCCCGACCCCAGCGGCCCAGUGCCAGGCUGCCAUCCAAUGGACAAAGUGAUGAAGAGCCUUUUAGCUGUAAGCAGGAGGAGAGAUUUGAGUGCAAAUCUGGAGAUGCUUAUGGGAGCCAGCGGAGGUUUCCCCAUCCUUUAUUCUGGGACUAUAAGCUUAACUUGGUUGGAGAGAAGGACGACACCCCAGUUCAUUUCUGUGACAAGUGUGGCCUGCCCAUUAACAUAUAUGGUCGAAUGAUUCCCUGUAAGCAUGUGUUCUGCUAUGACUGUGCAGUGCUGUAUGAGAAGAAAAACGAUAAGAUGUGCCCAGGUUUGUCCCUGUACAGCUGCACAGACCCGGUCCAGCGCAUCGAGCAAUGCCAGCGUGGCUCCCUCUUCAUGUGCAGCAUUGUGCAGGGCUGCAAGCGCACCUACCUCUCUCAGCGGGACCUACAGGCCCACAUCAACCACCGCCACAUGAGGGCGAGCAAGCCCGGAGGCUCGCGGCCAGAGCCUGCCCACCCAGUCCCUUCUCCGGCCUCGGAUCCGCCGGACCGCUUCCGCUUGCCGCCACCACCUCACCUGCCCAAGGCCCACCCUUUGAUCCCUCCCCCAUUGCAGGGUCACGAACCAUACGGGCAGCUGCCCCCAGCUUCGCCCUCUGCAUCAGACCUGGGGCCCUCAUCACGAGGCCUUCCCCCAGAGACCUUCCGCAUAGCCACUGUGACCACACGCAAGCACAGCAAUCUCAUUACUGUGCCCAUCCAGGACGACUCUGGUGGCUCUGGCCCCUCUCCACGCGAUCCCCUUCCUCAGACCCCACCAGGCCCGCCCCCACACCACCACCCCGGGGACUACCCAGGUCAGCCUGUGGUGUCCCACCCUCACCACAUCAUGCCCCCACCUCAGCAGCAGCAUUACGGUCCUCCUCCACCACCACCUCCCCCGCUCAGCCACCCUAUGCAGCAUCCUUCCCAAGCCUCAGCUGCUCCACACAUGGUCUACAACCAGGCGCCUCCAAUGUCCACUGCCCCACCUCCCAUCACCCCUCCACCUGGACAUAUCAUCAACCAGAUGCCUCCAUUCAUGAACCACCCUCUGCCCGGGCCACUUUCUCAACACGGGGGUCCACCUGUCAGUGCCCCUCCUCCUCACCACUACAACCCUAACUCCAUGCCACAGGACCAGGGCACCCUCAGCCCACCCUUCAGCCAGCCUGGAGGCUUGAGCCCAGGCAUGUGGCCUGCUCCUCGAGGCCCUCACCCUUCACGCUUGCAGGGGCCUCCACCUCAGGGCCAGAUGCCUGGGCCCCACCACCCAGAGCAGGGCCGGUACAGACCGUACUACCAAUAACACUUGGUCUGUGUCAGAUUUAUCUCACAGUUUGGACGUUGACAAUAUCACUCAUAAUUGAAUUCAUUUCAGUUCACUGGUGGAGCUGUGUGCGUGUCUGUGAUGAUAACGUAAUAUGAUUCACUUGCUGAUGUUUUGUAUGAGCGUACCCUGCUGCUUACUGUGUGUUUCAUUGUGUAACAUGAGUUGAGUAAGUAGUUGUAAGUAAGGAAAAUAAUGGUGCAGUGCAGUCAGAUGUCUUAUUUGCUACAGUUACUGAGGACAUAUUUUUGCUUGAACACUUUUCGUAACACAUCAGAACAUUUUAAACGUUUUAAAGAAUCUUGUACCCACCGACUGCAAUAAACAACACUUGAACA